AAUAGAUACAACUGUCUACAGUAGUACAGUAUUGGGAUACUGUAUAUAAUAUUACUAUUUGAAUACUCUAAAACCUUGAAAAGAGGCCUAAUAUAUCUCACAAUAAAAUGAUUGGUAGAAAAUAAAUACUGUGCUGUAAUUUUUAUUUUAUAUGAUAAAAUAUCUGAUUGAUUGCAGAACUCACAACAUCCGCCUGUUUUUUUUCGGCGAUUACGACUUUCUUUGUCGAAUUUAUGGACUUGUGGGACCAAAUGGAAAGUACAGUUGCAUUUAUUGUUACUCAAACCAAGACGAUAUCAGGACAAAUGAAAAGCCAUCAGGCGAAAGAUGCCUUACUUCUUAUAACAAAGAUUAUAAGUGCUUUGUUGAUCAUGGCAGUGACCCCAAAAAAAGUAAACUUGUGUCCCACAGUGUAAUCAGGCCUUAUAUGGUAGAUAUUGAGUUAAACAGGGUGUCAAUACCAGCACUUCAUAUAUCACUUGGUCUUUUCAAAAAGAUGUACGACAUGCUGGAGAAAGACAUGCACAAUGUAGACCUGAUAAUCUUUAAUAUGAGACAGGAGGAUGCUUCUAUCCCAAUUGGCGAGCAUCUGGCAGAUUUUGAAACAAAAAUCGUAGAAUCAGCAGCAAAUCGUAGUGCUUGUGCCGAUAAAAUCAGUUCUAUAAAUGAGGAACUAGAUGAAUUACGAGAUGCACUCUCUCAGUUUCUUGUAAAGCAUGAUGAUGCUGAUAAAAUUUCCAAGCUUGGGCACCAGAUAAACCUGAAAGAACAGGAAGUUAAUGACUUGCAAACUGCUAUGAACAAGGAUUUAAAAUAUGGAAGUGGGCCUUUAUGCACACAAAUGGAUGAAGUUCUUAGAAAAAGCAAAAUUCCAAGGCAAGCGUAUCAUGGAAAGAGCUUUGUCGGCAACCAUGUGUAUCGAGCAUGUAAAUUUAAUAUUAUAGACAAGCUUAUGGAUAGUGUAGAAAUUACACUAAAGCAGCAGAUGCAUCAAUGCCCUGCUAGCCACAAGAAACUUUUGGAGAUCAAAUUGAAAAAGAUAAGAGAAUCCUUUACUCCUGUGUUUAAGUUGUUUAGUGAUGUACAUGCCUGUAUAAAUCAUACAAGAUGCAUUGAUGAUUCAGAAAUAGAUGCAUAUGAAAAUUCUAUAAAGAUAUUCUCCAGAGAGUACAGGAGAAUUGCCCCUGGAGUUGUUCAACCCAAACUCCAUAUGCUUGAACAUCACGCAAUACCUUUUAUGCGGGAAUGGAAUGUAGGAAUCGGAUUACUGGCAGAACAAGGUGGCGAACUGAUACACGCCGAGUUCAAUAGACGGAAAAGGGCUGUGUAUGGGAUGAAAAGUAAUCUGGAACAGCUAAUGUCCAUUAUGAAGGCACAUUUAACAUUCACAUCACCUGAAAUUCAACAAGAAGUAUAG
Molecule: messenger RNA, 1417 nt
Organism: Anneissia japonica
Lineage: Eukaryota; Metazoa; Echinodermata; Crinoidea; Comatulida; Comatulidae
Exons: 7
Coding region: 152-1417 (421 amino acids)
Source: RefSeq, a predicted model, not a curated record